Molecule: messenger RNA, 2397 nt
Organism: Xyrauchen texanus (razorback sucker)
Lineage: Eukaryota; Metazoa; Chordata; Actinopteri; Cypriniformes; Catostomidae
Gene: lcp2a
Product: lymphocyte cytosolic protein 2a
Exons: 21
Coding region: 472-1980 (502 amino acids)
Biological process (GO): cell surface receptor protein tyrosine kinase signaling pathway; intracellular signal transduction
Molecular function (GO): protein binding
Source: RefSeq, a predicted model, not a curated record
UGUCAUUCUUUCUUUUCAUAGAGCACUCAGACAAGUCCGGGGGUUGGUUUCUUAGUUUAAAACAAUUUUGUGUUGAAAUUUUCUGUAUGUAAUCUUAGCAUAUUCAUAAAUCUCCUUUGUCUUUUCUUCUUUUUUUUUUUUGAAUGUGACAUUUUAGUGAUACUGUAAUUUAGUUUUAUUUAUUUCCUUCUAUGAUUUAAUUUUUUUCUAUCUAGUCUAUCUUUUUUAUUAUUAUUAUUUACCAGUAAUACACUAACUUGAUAAAGUUUGGUUUUGCUGAAUAUUUAGCUUUCUUAACUAAACAGCACUCUUUUGAUACUUCACCAAUCUGUCUGUCUAUCUCCUCGUGUUCUCGGCCGACUUGAUGUCUGGCACACUGUGAACUCACUGUAAGGGACACUGCAGUUUUCCAAGGCUUGAGAAUAUCUGGAAUUUUUUUUACUCAUAACUAAGACUGGUGAAUUUGAAACAAUGAGCUUUGAUGGUGUUCCAUCCAAAUCGGAGGUUAUGGGCUGGGAUUCACAUCGGUUAGCUGACUUUUUGAAAAGAAGGAAUCUAUCUGGAUGUGAUAAGGUCAUAACACGACACAACAUAAAUGGACAACGGUUCCUGAGUAUGUCCGAAAACGACCUUCAAAAGUUCCCGAAGCUUCAUGCACCGCUUAUCUCCAAGAUUUGCCAGGAAAUCAACAAAGAAAAGAAGAGAUUUUUCCCACCAAUUCCAUCAAUAAGGCCAUCACAACCAGUCCCCAACUUUUCACAACCACCAGCUGAACAUGAGGAACAAGCAUGGGACUCUGAGGAGUUUGAAAGCGAGGAUGAUUACGAGGAUCCAGAUUCAAAUGGCGAAGACGAAGCCAGCGGUGGAGAUUAUGAGUCUCCAGAGGAGGGAUCGGACAGUGACAAUAGCUAUGAGCCACCACCAAUCGAGCCUUCUGAUGACACGCCCCAGAUCUGUCCUUCUAAACCCAUAGAAAACAGCGAUUAUAUUGAUAAUAACCGUAAUCGUGGCACGAACAGGAGCCAACCUCCUGUGCCUCCAGAGCGUCCUGUACCUGGACCUGGAAUUGGACUAUCUCUCCCUCCCUUAGGGGAGAGGCCAAGUAUUGGACUACAUCCAAGAGAAGAGCGGGCCCCAAAAAGAACCCCUGCACCUGUUGUCGACCGCAGUAAAAAGCCAGGUGUGCAGGACAGGAGCCAUCCCUCACCUGUAGCAGGUAUAAGGGGUAGUAGCUCACUUGACAGGGUUGCCCAACCACCAAAAAGUGCUCCUCUCAGACUAACUGGAGUGGAGUUGCCAGGAGACCCAAUGAGCAUUCCCAAACCCUCACUUCCUCCAUCUGGUGUGCGCAGGAGUGCCUCUUCUGUUACGCCAGGCUACUCUCAAAACAGAAAUCAACUUGAUCACAGAAAUGAGUUUCACAAUGACACUCCCAGGCACUCCUCCAACACAUUUCCAUUGCACACCAGGAAUCCAUCACCAAGGCCGCCAGGAACACACGGACAGUCUUCUCAAACAGACAGUGUUAAUCCCAAUCGAUCACUACCAGCAGAACUGCAGAAAGCAAUGAGCGCUCACCGGAGUAGUCCAAGAGCAGCACUGCCACAGCCAAACACAGGUAGCAAGCAGGACAUGGAUCCAGCAUGGUAUAUGGGACAAAUCACCCGUGGUGAAGCCGAGAACUGUCUGAGAAGAGUUAACAGGGAUGGGGCGUUCCUUGUGCGGGACAGCUCAAAUCACUCUACUAACCAGCCCUACACACUCGUGGUACUUUAUCAGGAAAAAGUUUACAACAUUCAGAUCCGCAGACAGAGAGAUGGCUUCAUGCUUGGCACUGGUCUAAAGGGCUCAGAGAAUUUUGAACGGGUUGCUGACAUUAUCAGUCAACACAGACACAUGCCACUCCUCCUUAUUGAUGCUAAGAACCGAGUAUCAAGCCAACAGAACCAAUGUGCUCUGAUUUACCCAGCUGGAUAUUAAACCUUUUUUCUACCCAAGUCUAAUCUCCACAGGACAACACUGGACUGCAGCACAUUAUACUUUCAGAAAUAGAUCUGAUCUCUGUAAUGUUUUUUUCUUUCUCUCUCAGAGACAAUUAUCAUAAUUGCAACACCAUUCGUAACUUUCAGAAUUGUACGACUGUUGUUGCUGUUGUUUAGAAUAUUGUAAAACUUUUGAAUGCAUGAUCACACUGAUGGUACUGAAAAGAUAUUAAGAAAUUAAAUAUUCAUAUAUCACACAAACCUACUGUCUGUAAAUCAAUAUUUACAUUCUAAAGUGUAGGCUAUUUCUCAAACUAUAACUAAUCUCUAACCUUCACUGUGAAGAAGAGCUACUGUACAGUUCAGAAAAAUCAUGUAUUUUUCCCCAUCUUGUUCCACUGUUUUCAAUAAAAAA